Armigeres subalbatus is the source of this 1929-nucleotide messenger RNA. Its product is annotated as maltase A3-like. The transcript is spliced from 4 exons. Gene Ontology annotation, biological process: carbohydrate metabolic process. Lineage: Eukaryota; Metazoa; Arthropoda; Insecta; Diptera; Culicidae. The coding region runs from base 56 to 1891 and encodes 611 amino acids. The record is from RefSeq and is a predicted model, not a curated record.
AGCCGACGAUCAGUCUGUGACGUGAUUUCCAGCACUGCGGUUGCGGAUCGAUGCGAUGUUGCUACGACGGUUGAGUGUUUUCAUACUGUUUACGGUACUGGUAGUGGUGGUGACCGCGAGAAGGCCCCUAGGUAUCAAGGAAGUUCUUUUGGCGUUGAAGAAAAAUCCACCAGCGGAUAAUAAUUGGUGGAAAACGGCAAUUUUUUAUCAGAUCUAUCCGCGAUCGUUUAAAGAUAGCAACGCUGAUGGAAUCGGAGAUCUCAAAGGAAUUAUCGAAAAGUUACCAUACCUCAGAGAACUAGGUGUUCAAGGUUUCUGGAUGUCUCCAAUAUUCAAAUCACCUAUGGCUGAUUUUGGCUACGACAUUUCUGACUACUAUGACAUCCAACCGGAGUAUGGAACGUUAGCAGAUUUCGAUAACCUGGUAGCAGAGGCGAAGAAACUUGCUCUCAAAGUGAUCCUCGAUUUUGUACCCAACCAUUCCAGUGACGAAAAUGAAUGGUUCAAGAAAUCUGAAAACCGUGAAGCUGGAUUUGAGGAUUUCUACAUAUGGCAUCCGGGUAAACCCAAUCCAUCCAACGGCUCAAAACCACUCCCACCUAACAAUUGGGUUAGCUUCUUCCGCGGAAGCGCGUGGCAGUGGAGUGACAAACGGAAAGAAUAUUAUCUGCACCAGUUCUCGGUGAAGCAACCGGACCUUAACUAUCGCAAUCCAAAGGUUGUCGAACAGAUGAAGGAUGUGUUGCGGUUCUGGUUGGAACGAGGCGUCGACGGGUAUCGCGUUGAUGCGAUACCGACUCUUUUCGAAAUCGACGCUGACGCCGAGGGAAACUACCCCGAUGAACCAUUGAGUGGCAACACGAAUGACCCGAACGAUCAUGACUACACCAUUCAUAUCUUCACGCAAGACCGCAACGAGACGCUUGAUAUGGUUUAUCAGUGGCGCGCUGUGUUGGACGAUUUUCAGCGAGACAAUGGGGGUGAUGCAAGGGUGAUGAUGACGGAGGCGUACUCGGACAUCGACAUUAUAAUGAAGUAUUACGGAAAUGGGACGGUACCAGGGUCGCAUAUCCCGUUCAAUUUCAGGUUCAUAACCGAUCUCGGUAAGGAUUCAUCGGCACAGGACAUCGAAAAUACCAUCAAAUACUGGAUGAGUAACAUGCCGCAAGGACAGGUCCCUAAUUGGGUGAUGGGAAAUCACGAUCAACAUAGAGUGGCCAGUCGCUUUGGUGAAGAUAAGAUUGAUAUUAUGAAUAUGAUUUUGUUGACACUGCCGGGUGUCGGUGUUUCAUACAAUGGCGAGGAAAUUGGCAUGACGGACGUGUGGAUUUCGUACAACGACACGGUUGAUCCGGCGGCCUGCAACGCCGGCCCUGAUAAGUACCAGCUCACGACAAGAGACCCCGAGCGGACACCGUUCCAAUGGGACGACACUCAGGACGCAGGGUUCUCAACGGCCAGUAAAACGUGGCUUCCGAUGUCCCCGACCUACAAAGAAGUGAACGUCAAGGUGCAACUGGCGGCGGACAACAGCCACCUGAAGGUCUAUCGGAGGCUUUCGACAUUGCGAAGGAAUUGGACCAUGCAGAAAGGGUCGUUGAAAACGGUUGUUAGCGGAAACGUUUUGAUUAUUUUCAGAGAAUUAAAGGGCUUUGAUACCAUUGUAACGCUGGCUAAUAUUGGAGGCUCUCAGCAGACUGUGGACAUAUCUCAAAUGGGAUAUACCCCAUUGAACGGAUUCGGACAGUAUCGCGUGGUAUCGGUAAACUCCGCACAUCAUGAAGGAGAGCCCGUAGCUGUCAAGGCAAUCGUUCUGGAACCAUACGAAUCAGUUGUUGUUAGUGCAGCACGUAAUUAUUACUAUUAUGAAGUACUGCCAUCGUCAGGAUAGUUAACCUUGAAUAAAGACAACAUUAUCGUCAUAUCAAA